AUGGCGAUUAAUAAAGAUAAUGAGAUGGAAGAAAAUUCAGAAGCAACUACUGAUGAAAUAACACCCGUUGUUUCUCGGGCUCAAUCAAAUUAUAGUACACAACGAACGAAAUUAUUAAUUGCACCAACAAAAUAUGGAGAAAACCGACCGCAAUAUCUAUGGAGGUUAUUACGAUGUUCGAUUCGUCGAACAAUUGAAGCUGUUUCACGUGCUGAUGAUACCGAUAUUGAACGAUCACAUGGUCUUCAUUUUGUACGAAAUAUCAAUCAUGAUAUUCAAGUUAAAUGUAUUUCAUUUAAUAUUAAACAAAAGGAAAUCGUCAGUAUUGAUCAUAAAAAAAUCGCUCGUAUAUAUCAUUCUGAUGGUCGAGCAUAUAAAAAAUUGAAACUUGAUAUAGAAUUUGAUCAAUUAUUUUAUUGUAUAAAUGAAGAUGAGUUUAUUGCUUGGUCACGUUGGUCAAGAGAGAUUCAUGUACUUAGUUCUGAUCUUGAAAUUUUAUCAACAUCAACUUGUGAUUAUAAUAUUGGUGAUUUAAAUUAUAAUGAAAUGACAUCAGAUGUAUUUACUUGUGGAAGAGGUGUUACUGUUUGGCAAUUUCGUUAUAAUCGAAAACAUCUAUUACCUAAAUUUGAAUGUCGAGAAGGUUAUACAGAUGAUAUAGAGUUUAAUAUAAUGGCUGCUCAACAGUCAAAUAGUUCUGUUCAACGAUUAUUUGUUACAUCGGGUUAUGAUGUUUUGGCUUUCAAUGUAGCUGAUGAAGGAAAAGUUUUUUCAACCAAACAAGAUUUACAUGUUCGACCGAUUGUAGCAAUGCUUUUUAUUGAACUACGUGAUGUUCUGGUUACAGCUGGUCGUGAUGGAUCAAUUAAAGUUUGGGAUAAUCGUUGGUUUAUUUUAUAUGCCUAUGUGGGUCAUCAAGAUCGAGUAUUAUGUUUAAGUAAGCAUCCAUUUGGACCUUAUGUUAUUUCGAGUAGUCAAGAUCGAACUAUUCGUGUAUGGAGUCUCGAAUAUGGUGAUGUUGUUGAUGUUAUUAAAGUGUCUGAACCAAUAUCUCACAUGAACGUAACGCGAAAUUAUGAAAAGUUUAUUGUUAUAUCAACUAAAUGUUUACAGUUAUGGUGUAUUAAACAUUAUUGUGAUUUUUUAAGUUUUAUUGGAUCACCUAUUGUAAAAAUAACAUGUACAACACAUCCUGAUUAUCCAACACGAUCGACUCUUCUAUGUAAAGAUUCAACUGUACGAAUAGUUGCUUCUGCUACUGGUAAUAUAUUAACAAGUCUUGUUUGUGAUUUAAAUUUUAAACCUACAUCAUGUGCUUAUGCAAUUGGUGAAAACAUACUUUUUGCUAGUAAUGGUAAUACACUUAUUAAAGCAGAUACAUCAUCAAAUCCUUGUAAAGUUGUUCAACAAUUUGAUACAACAGAAUUUUCAAUUAGUUGUUUAUUAAUCUAUGAAUAUGUUGCAAAGAGUAAUAUGGAAGAAACACCAAUGCUUAAAGCAUUAGUCACAAAACCAAGUAGUGAAUUAAUACAUAUUGCAUUAAAAGGUUUUAGUCGAACUUUAUUAAUUGCUGGAGUAACUAAUGGUUGUGUUGCUGUUUUAAAAUGGCAUACAGGAGAAAUUGACUUUUCUUUGGAUAUGCAUUCUGCUCGUCCAGUUGUUGAUAUUAUUGCUCAUUCAAGUGCUGAUCAGAUUAUAUCAUGUGGUGCUGAUUUAAUUAUUCGAAUUUGGCGUGUGUUUCCUUAUGCUGUUGAAUCGCUUUCCGUUGUUCGCUCAAUAUUUUGUGGUUUAGCACCAGUUCAUUUAACUAUAGUAAAAAAUUCACUUGCUGUUGCCUUUCGAGAAGAAUCAACAUUGACACAUUCAUUAAUGGUGUAUAAUUUAGAAAAUAAUGAACGAUUUGAUCAUUUACCAGAGAAUGAUCAUUGUGAUAAAAUAUCAGCGAUAUCUGGUUGUUCGAAAUUAAAAUUAAUUGCUACUGGUAGUCUUGAUGGUACAUUAAGAAUAUGGAAUAGUAGAAAUCAAUUAAUCAGAAUGAUUGUUAUUCAUGAUAAUAUUCAUUCGUUACAUUUUUCAAAUGAUUCGGGAGAUUUAAUUCUUGGUAUAGGUGAUCAUCUAUAUAAAAUGUUACAUUCGUCAUAUUUACCAAAAGCUAUUAUAUUUAAAACAAUAUCCAUGGAAUUUAAACCAGCAAUACCAGAAAUAAAAGAAAGUGAAGAAACUGAUAAUACACAAUUAACUCGUAUGUCAUCAGCGGAUCUUAUCCGGUUAAAACGAGCUCAUAAGGCUGAAAAACUACCAUUGAACAUUAUUCCUGAAAAUAUUGAUGUGUCAGCUUUUCAUGAAAAAUCAGUUGAACAAAUGAAAUUAAAAACUCAAGAAUUAGAAAAGUUAGAAAAACGUGAUUUAGAAAUUGCACAAAUUGCCGAAGGAAAAAUUCAUCGAACUAAAAAAUAUAAAAUAUCAUCAAAAGUUCGAAAAGAAGCAUUUAAUGAAUAUAUGAAAAUUUAUUUAAAAGAACCUAAAAAAGGCUUAUUGGAUGAUGAUAUGUAUAAAUUAACAGAUCAAGAAUUAUUUGGUCCACCAAUAAUAAAAUCGGAUCCGUAUGUGAUUCAAACAGAUGAUGAUGGAUUUUUUCCGUCAGUAAAAGAAGCAGAUCAAGAUCCUUUAUCAAAAUUGUAUGAAGAACGUCAACAAAAAUUAUUUGAGCUUCAAGAACACUAUCGUAGUCAACCACCAUUUCCUAAUGAUGAUAUUCGUAUUAUCAAACAACAACAAGAUAAAUAUGAACUUAAAAAAUUACUUAAUAGUAAUGUUGAAAAAAUAACCUUGCCUAGUGAUCGUCCUCAUUAUGGAUCUGGUGCGAUUGUUCCUAAUUCUGUAUUAGCUAAAUUACUUUGGCCUAAUCGACAACCGAAGAAACAAGAACGAGAAGAAUGGAUACCACCUGUUUUAUCUGAAGAACAAUUACAAGCGUUAGAAAAAAAUGCACCAGUUGAUGAAGAAGCUGAAUGGAAAGAAUUAAUAGAAGCAACGAUGAAAAAGAAACUGGCUACUGGUGAAGAAGAUAUGGAUGAUCGUUUAGAAAAACAGAAAAAGAAAACUCAAAGUGAUUUUAUGAAACAAUUAACUGACCUUGCACAACAAGCUGUUGAACUACCACCACCAGCAGAACCUGCUGCAGAUGAAACCAAACAACCAGUGAAUGCUCAAUUUUUUAACUUUUAUUUUAUUAUUAUUUUAACUGUUUAUUCAAAGGAACCUGGAGCACCUCCAAGCUCAUCACACACAGCUAAUCGAUUAUCUCGACAAACUCCAUUACGACGUCCACCAACAGUUGUAAAACCUACUGCACCAUCAAAACCAGCUCGAAUACCUAUCAAACCAUUAGUACCAGUUGUUACUGAAUCAACACAAACAGUUGAAGCACGUGUUAAAACUCCACGUCAAUUUUCAUCAUCAUUUGUACGUUUUAUUGAUAAACUUAAAGAGUUAAAUUGGUUUGAAGAACAAUAUCCAUUAGUCAAAGUUGAUAUUUUUCUUGAAAAUUGUGAUGAAAAUAUAUUUCCAUCUGAUGUAUUACAACGUCUAGAUUUUAUUUCCAACAUUGAAAAUCGAAUUAUAGUUUUGCAUGAAAUUGAAAAUUUCUAUCGUACAAAUUCAAUAAAUGAUCAAACACGUGAUACAUUAAUUGACAGAAUUCUAUUUCAUUUAACUAAAUUUAAUCCACCUAAUUAUGAAAUACAUGAUAUUGAAUUUAUUUCGACUCAUCUUCGUUUAUUAGCUCAUUUGAAUAAAAUGACUAUGGAUGUUGUUGCUGAAUUUAUUUAUUGGUAUUUAGAGGGUGGUGAUCAGAUUCGAGCAUUGGUUAAAACUUUGUUUCAACAAUGUGGUUUAGAUGAUCCAUUUGGACAUUUUUACAAUGAAAUGGAUUCAUGGAAAUUAUGGGAACUUGAUCCAAAUCAACCAAGACGUGCAGGAAUAAAAACACUUGCUUUUGAAUGGCUUCGACAAUGGACACGAGCAUUUCGUACACAUAUUGAAGAAAUGCAUGUUCGUUUGAAGAAUGGUGAUAUACAUAUACAAAUAAGUAAUGCAACAUCAAGAGCCUUAACUGGUGAUACAUCAUUAUCAACAAGAUCAUCAGUUAAUGGUAAAAAUUUAACAGUAACAUUGGAUGCAUUACCACGUGUAAUUACAAGCAAUAUAUCAUCAAUUGAAGUAAUUAAUUAUUUUGUUGAAAUAACUCAAGAUCAAAUAAAUGAACGUAAACAACCAAGAGAAAAACCUGAUAAUAAUACAAUUCUUGUUUUACCAAAAAUUAAUAAACCAACAGCACUUGUACGAUUGGGUGAAUCACAUACUGAUUUUCAUCGACCAAUUAAACGAAAUCCAAUUUAUCUUCCAUACGAACAUCGAUUUGAACCAGGUGAACUUAGUAUGGGACGAUGUGUUAAUUAUCCAGUGAGAAAACUUUUUCUCGAUCCAUUUCGUCGUCAAAUUUUUACAGAAGAUAUUGAAUAUGAAGAUAGUGAACCAUAUUUACUUACUCUUAAACUUGCACCAAAAUAUUUUCUACCAAUUCUUUCACAAGUGACCAAAACUUAA
Molecule: messenger RNA, 4608 nt
Organism: Rotaria sp. Silwood1
Lineage: Eukaryota; Metazoa; Rotifera; Eurotatoria; Philodinida; Philodinidae
Source: the annotation of a GenBank genome assembly